GCUAGCUUGACUCAGGGCUGUCUCAUGGUAGUCGUCCCAACAAGCGGCUCGUGAAGCAGGAAUCCAGACAGGAUUAUCAGCAGCAGACACCGCGGAGCUGCCGAGCGAUAUUUCUGUUUUUACAUCUUCUCGGACCGCACCGACAUUUCCAUCCAGACCGACGGAGCUUUACAUAGCAGCUGGCCGCCCUCCUACCCUCUCUCGGUACCGUGCAGCUGCAGCGACCGUCAUCUCAGCCUCAAAACUAACUGGAUGACGGAGGGAACCAGCCUCCUCACGUACCGGCACGGAGAGGCGACGUUCACGGGCUGCAGGAAUUACUAAGACCGCUGUGGCAGCGGCUUUGAGAUUUGAAGUGACUUUCAUUAGUGAGACUUUUCCAUCUUUCCUGGGACGUCAGAGGACAAGGUGACCCACAAAGAAGCCCUGGAGCUGGUGAGAACUUGGAGCUUGCUCAGAGGAACUUUGGGACCAUGGAUGAACGAACCUGGAGGGAAUGGUAGACUAUCCUUCACCUCCAAUGAGUUGAAUGAGACGAUGCUGAACCAAGGAGAAAUGUGGCCCACUCCAUAGAAGUAUAGAUACUAGUCUCUCUCUAUUAGUGUAAUAAGGCAUCAUCAGAUGUAAAGCAGCUAUAUUAUCAGGUCAUCCAUAUAAAGGUAUUCUGACAUCAUGAUGGUGGGCACCUCCAUCACCUCGUGUGUUAGGACUACAGCGGUCUAACACAUAUUCUGGUUCCCCUGUGGGAAAGAACGGAGCUACUGGAGCGCGGUGGUCCACCAGCACCAUGGACUACCACGCCGAGUGCUGCUUCUGCGACCCCGAGGAGGGUCACGGUGGCCCGGACGAGCCGCCCCUCCACAGUAUCCACGCGCCCAACCGGAUCCGCCCGUCCUCCUACCGAGCCCUGAGGAGUGCUGUGUCCAGUCUGGCCCGCAUCGACGACUUCUUCUGUGAGAAGAUAGGUUCAGGCUUCUUCUCUGAGGUCUUCAAGGUGCAGCAUCGGAUCACAGGGCAGGUGAUGGCACUGAAGAUGAACACUCUGGCUAGCAACAAAGCUAACAUGCUACGAGAAGUGCAGCUCAUGAACAGGCUUUGCCACCCAAACAUACUCAGGUUUCUUGGGGUUUGUGUGCAUGAGGGUCAACUCCACGCUCUGACUGAGUAUAUAAAUAGAGGCAACCUGGAGCAGCUGUUGGACAGUGAUCUGUACCUGUCGUGGUGCGUCAGGAUUGGUCUGUCUCUGGAUAUCGCCCGAGGGCUGCAGUACCUGCACAACAAGGGCAUAUUCCACAGAGACCUCACCUCCAAGAACUGUCUGGUUCAAUGUGAUAACAGCAUGUUCACUGCUGUGGUGGGAGACUUCGGCCUGGCAGAGAAGAUCCCUGAUUACAGUGAUAGUGUGGGGAAGCAGCCUCUGGCCAUCGUGGGCUCCCCCUACUGGAUGGCCCCUGAAGUCCUGAGAGGGGAGCUGUACGAUGAGAAGGUGGAUGUGUUUGCGUACGGCAUCAUCCUGUGUGAGAUCAUCGCCCGCAUUGAAGCCGACCCUGACUUCUUACCCAGGACAGAGGACUUUGGUCUGGACGUGGAUGCAUUUGAGAACAUGGUUGGGGAUUGUCCAGCUGCAUUCUUAAGCCUCGCUGUCACCUGCUGUAAUAUGAGUGCAGAAAGGCGUCCCUCGUUCUCUGACAUUGUCCUCACAUUGGAGGGCAUGGAGACAGAAGAAGAGAGAGAGACGUCCAUUGCACUCGAGCCAGUAUCGGUAGAAGUCAGCAAGGAUCGGCGCCGCAGCUCUCCCUGUCACCCCGGUGACCGAAGCCAGAAAAGACAAGGCUUGGAGAGGAGCCAGUCGGACAUGUUACCCCCGGCAACCCUGACCCCUCCUCUCCUCGGGACUCCCCCGCGGGUCAACCCCUUCUCUCUCAGGCAGGACCUGAAUGGGGGGCGUUGUAAACUUUUAGACACACCUAGCAAGUCCGUCAUCUCCCUGACCUUUACCCUCCCGGCACUUCGCGACCCGUGUUCCUCCCCCCAGCUUCUCAGAGGGAUUCCGGGGAAGCGAGCUCUGCCGAGGAGAUGUCAGUCGCUCCCCUGUACUCCAGAGCUCAGCCGGACUGUAGCCUUGCCACGAGACACUGAGGGGAAGGAGGAGGAAAAAGAGGAGGACGUCAGAGCGGCGCUUAGAAGAGGAACAGUGGAGGAUGUGGAGGUCGAUAUGAGGAAGGAGACAGGGGUGUCAGAGAAGACAGGUGAAAGGUUGCAGGUCGAGCAAAUGGAGAUAACUGAGAAGAGAGAGUUGUUAACGGAGGAGGAUGAGAUGGGAGAGGCUUCAGGGCUUCCUGUGGAGCUGGAGAUGGUGUCUCUGGAGCGACUAGAGGAGGUGGAGGAAGAGGAGGGUGUAUGUCUAACAGAACCCAUGGACUGUACCAAGUCUCCAGAGCCAGCAGAUGGAGUCAUGGACUCCACACCUAGAAGACCCCUGCUCACCUCCACUUGUUCCUCCUCUUUACAGACAAAUGGCUGGCGACUCCCCAUCUCCAACGGACCGCCCUCCUUGCCUGCUCUGCCACAACUGGACAACAACAACGGCUCGGCCCUUGUAAUUGGCCAGCAGGUGCAGUGGGGUGGAGGAAGUCGUGCUAAUGGUUACAGCGAAGCCCAGGUCCAGUCCUCUGACCCUCGUGGCCAUGCUGAGCAGGAUGAGGUCAUUUCCUGUCCAGGCUGCUGUCUGGUAGGUCUGAGUUUCCCCUCUGUGUGCCUCCGUGGUUCAGCUGCUGUGCCUGCCCCCCGCCGAAGGGCUUCGUUACCACGGCAGCGGCCCUACCGUAACCUCAAUGGUACCAUAACUGGUGGCAGCGUUUCCUCGUCAACAACGGCCUCCACAGCAACCAAAGCUCUACUGUGUCGCAGCACAAAUGGACUAGCAGUAAGUGGGCCCUCGGUGCCACGUGAACCCGGCCGGUCCCUGCCGGAGGCCCAGACAUAGAGCCAGAAUGCAACGCGUCAUAUAGUGAAAACCACGCCCACCGGAGGGGAAAACAAUCUCCGACACAUUAUGCAACCAAGGGCUGAAAGGCUAACGAAAUGCCAGUAGCUAGCUAAAACGAUAGAUGUCAGCAUAUCAGAGGAUUAUUUUAUUACCUUAUGUUUACCAGGGGUGUAGCUGAUAACUAAAAUGGACAAGUUAGCUAUCAGCGAGCUAAUGUUAACUUUGUGUUAGCAAGUUGCUGUAGCUAGCUAAGGCAAACAUAAAACGGCCGAGCUUUCUGAUGUAUUCACAUUCCACAAUAACAUAAGUCCCAAACUGUCAAAAUACACAAUACAAAGUCGAUUGGAGAGCCAUCAAUUGUUUUCUCCUCCGGUGGGGGCGGGACUUAAUUGUGCUAUGUCUCUUUAAGCCUGCUGAAGGGGGAUUUGGUUUUGAACUUGUGACACGCACCAGCACUAAAUGCUAGCGUUCAAGGUUAGCAACGCUAACUGUUCCUGUGCUAACACUGAGAACCCAAUACUGACCCCAGCAUCUGAGAUGUGUUGUUAACUCUGUGCAGUCACAGCAAACAGUACCAUUGGUGAUUAGAGGGCCACCUGGUAGGCACAACGAGUCACCAUGACAGUGAAGAACGUGGUGGUGUGACGUAAGACGUGGCUAAAGCAGGCACAAUACCGCUGAACCUGACAGGGUUCUAACAAAACGGGCUGAGCAGAGCUGUAAACUGAACACUGAACAGUCAAGGUCUACUACACUCAUCACUGCUGGUCCAAACAGUGAUGCUCGCCCCAUUCUCUACUGAACCAAAUAUAACCGAACACAGUCUGCAUUCUACUGUGCUGGCUUCACUUCUGGAGGCUCUCAUGGGGAAAGAAAGUGUGCGACUCAUUUAACAAGUAAACUUGCAGUUUAUUACAACUUGGAUCUUAUUUAUGUAGUUAUGGCCGUCAUUUCUAUCAGUAAUAAUAACAAUGUACUGUCCAAGCUAAUCGCUGAGAUCUGUGAACACAUGACAUGAUUAAAAAGAAGCAACCCUGAGGUUAGUCAAACUGGUUUAGAAGACAGUAAAAUAAUGACCCCCCCGCUGUCUGUGGACUGUGGUGGAUGUUUGCAAUGGACACACGUCACUUUUGGUUUUUCUGUAAAGUGGUGGUCUGACUGCUCAUGCUUGUUCCCUGUCAGAUUAUAUUGAGACUGUGUUCCCAGUUCUCAGCAUUUAUUUUAGUAAGUAUAGAUAUGAAUGAUGGCCCAAACUACGAAAUAUGAAAUAUCCUUUAAUAUGUAGAGUACUUUUUGUAAACGGCAGUGGGGGAAGAACAUUUUGGAAUUCAUUGUUCCUCCCUUUAUGGAGGAAGUUUAGGAGAAAUGAAAAGGCCCACUACUGACGGACACACUGCACUGGUUCUAUGUGGAGAGAACAGUUAAGUACCGUGUGGCUGCAGGGCCAUUAACACAUGUAACAACACUGUUUUUGAAUAUAUUUAAUUGACUAACAAUACCUACAGGGACAAUAUUUAUUAUACAAUUAAUAAAGAUGAUUUACUUCCUACAUUUUUAUAGCAGUUGACCUGCAUGUGUGUGUGUGUGUGUGUGUGUGUGUGAGAGAGAGAGAGAGAGAGAGAGAGAGAGAGAGAGAAGCCGAUAUCUGUUGCUUUGGGGGAUUUAAAGGAAGAAACUGUUGUCAUGUAAAUUCUUUAUUUUUUCACUUCAGUUUGCAGCACUUUGCUUUUACUUAACAUUGCUUUAUUUAAAUAUGUGCUACUGGUGUUUGUAAUGUGUGUGUGUGUGUGUGUGUGUGUGUGCUUCUGGCCCAACAAACUACACACCUUUCAUCCUUUGACAUCCACUCCCCUUCACAUGUAUCUUGUGUGUUUACAUGUGCAUUUUGAUGACACAGAUGUAACUUAAAGGUGGUAUGUGAAGCAGGUAUGCAUAUUUAUUGUACAGAUCAUUCCACACACUGUGUGUGUAUGUGCUUUUGAACGAAGGGUAGAGUGACAGAUACUUGCAGGAUAACUUUUUCAUCCCAUCAUUUCUGAUGUUAAACCAAUUCUUGCUUCAUUUCUAUGUUAAGUUCUUCAAUACAGCGAGGAACCUGCGAGCAAUAAUCUGGUAAUAAACAAAUAUGGUUGUGCACAA
Messenger RNA from Anarrhichthys ocellatus (wolf-eel), 5128 nucleotides. RefSeq names its product testis associated actin remodelling kinase 1a (gene tesk1a). Gene Ontology annotation, cellular component: nucleus; cytoplasm. Gene Ontology annotation, biological process: positive regulation of stress fiber assembly; protein phosphorylation; actin cytoskeleton organization. The record is from RefSeq and is a predicted model, not a curated record. Bases 788 to 2986 code for a protein of 732 amino acids. NCBI's taxonomy places the organism in Eukaryota, Metazoa, Chordata, Actinopteri, Perciformes, Anarhichadidae. The transcript is spliced from 11 exons. Gene Ontology annotation, molecular function: ATP binding; protein serine/threonine kinase activity.